AUGGAUAUCACCUGUUCUUCUCCGUUUGUCUCUGCACCGAUUCAGGAGAUGGUCGGCGAGCCGAUCGACAUCGUACUUGAUGAGCCCACCGAUACCUGCGCGAUGGUGGAAGAGAAAGCCGAGGAGAUCAUCGAGGCCGAGAAUGAGAGCCUUGACCAACUGAUGAUAGAGUUUACCAGAGGGUUUGAUCCUGGAAGCUUUGUGGAUGAGGUCUCUAACUCACUCCCUCGUAUUCUCAAAGAUAUCUUCCCAGGUUCAUACGAGCAUCUUUUGAGCAUGCUGUUUGAAAGCGAUGACAAAAUGCACGCCACCCAGAUGAAGCUAGAGGAAUGGCUUCUGAAAAGAUACCCUCAGAUUCUCAACAAGAUCGAUACCGAACGCCAAGAGACGAACAUAACCGAUGAGACGUAUUUUGGGGCUGAGAUAGAGGUCUUAAGAAAGAUGGUAGCAUUCUUGCGCAAGGAAUCUGAUAAACCAGUCUUCUGGCUCAAUGCUCGGCGUGCAAGUCCUAUCAAAGCUCGUGAGCAGCUUGAAGCAUCUAUCCGGGUCAUCGAACUGUUCAAAAGCGAUGUCAUGAUUGCGAUGAAAAUGGACACGGAGGAUAGAAAAAUUUACAAUUCUCUCCCCGUCUCCACGGAACGCACCGCUCUUCUGAGUAUCAAACAACUUCGGAUUGACGCAUGCAAGGCAUCACUUUCUUGGGAAGGUUAUAUGGACUCUGCUAUCGUGUUCACCUCUUUCUUCCAUGCCUACAAGGCUUAUACCUGCGUGCACAAGCCAGACAAAGCCCGUGCAUGGGGCUGGCUCCCACCACAGGGACUUGCACCUCCACGCUUGUCUGCAGAGAUAGCCCAGGUGGGCGAUUUGGUAAAAUGGGACUUUGAGCAUGAAAACGGCGCAUUCGAUCUGCUACUCAAGACGGCCCUUUGGCUAGGUAUGGCGAGAGGUCUCCCAGCUGUGCAUCUAUUCUGUGACGUCGCUCGACUUUUCACGACGCACAAGCCCUCCCCAACGGCAAACGAGCCAUAUAUCCGAUUUCUGCGCCAUCUGGCCCAAACAAGAGUCUCCAUUGCCGGAAUUAAGUCCACUCCGCCCACGCCUGUUCCAUUCAAGGGGUCCGACGAAAAUACCAACCGUGGUUACUUCGAAGACGUAUUCGAUUCAGACAAGAUCUUGGAGAAGGACCUAACCAAGACCCUUUCGUUGCUCGCCAUGAAUACCAAUGACUUCAAGCUAUCUGCCACGCCUCCAAAAUACUCGUUUCGCAAGAAGGCGAAGAUGAUCGAGCAGGCUUGUGUUGUGGAAGAGAAUCACACGGAGAAGUGGUCUCAGAAAGAUCCGCACCCUGUGAAACCUCCUUCUCCAAUUCCUGAGGAACCUGAACCGGCCUCACCCCCGCAGGAGACGGAACCUGACUUUCUUGAUCAAAUCGAAUACGUCUCAGUCUGUCCUUGGUGA
Molecule: messenger RNA, 1458 nt
Organism: Aspergillus tubingensis
Lineage: Eukaryota; Fungi; Ascomycota; Eurotiomycetes; Eurotiales; Aspergillaceae
Exons: 3
Coding region: 1-1458 (485 amino acids)
Source: RefSeq, a predicted model, not a curated record